This is a messenger RNA of Triplophysa dalaica, 737 nucleotides long. RefSeq lists its product as uncharacterized. The coding region runs from base 42 to 737 and encodes 231 amino acids. The transcript is spliced from 8 exons. The record is from RefSeq and is a predicted model, not a curated record. NCBI's taxonomy places the organism in Eukaryota, Metazoa, Chordata, Actinopteri, Cypriniformes, Nemacheilidae.
UCGAUGUGGAUGGCAUACCCCGCCUUUGUUUAUUUGCCAUUAUGGACAUUAAUGAAGGCGAUGAGAUCACGUAUGACUAUGGAGGAGAUGACUUGCCAUGGCGUUCUUGUCAUAAACAGAAUAUUUUGAAGUCUCUUCAUCAGCCCUUAUCUGUGACUACCGAACAGAAUCACAUCGAGUCUACUCAUGCACAUCUUAAAGAGUCUCUUCAUCAGCCCUUAUCUGUGACUACUGAACAGAAUCACAUCGAGUCUACUCAUGCACAUCUUAAAGAGGGACUAAUGCCUGGUUCCCCGAAGCAAUCUGAGAACCCAGGAUGUGUCUGUGAUGGUUGUAAAACACAUCAGCUUGUCAAAGAGGAGAUGACAUCUUUUGACAAAUGUUCUGUUUGUGAUGGACCUUUCUCCCCACUGAAGUGGUGGGGGCUGAGAUGCAAAGACUGCACUACUACAUGGCAUGUGUACUGUUACCAUAAAAAACAUGAAAGACUAAAGAUCUGGAAUGAAUCUGAAACCAGUGAAGAGGACAUAUCAGAUGAUGAUCCAGAAUAUGUUCCAGCUUCAGUAACUGAUUCAGAAGAUGAUGUACCACCAAGUACCUUGACAAAAUCUAAAGUUCUGGAAGAUAUACAAUCACCGAUGAUGGAUACAAGUCACAUCAGUGGAAUAACUGCAAAUAAAACAUCCACCAACAGAACAGACUCAACAACUGUAGCACAGAAGGGGCUCAAAGAGUAG